AUGGUUCCGAAUGAGACCGCGAGUUUAGGCGCCAGAAAGCGACAAAGAGUCGAGUUUUUGGUCGCUAAAAACGCUAAUAUGAGCGAGUCCAGGGGCGAUUCAGGGAUGUGCGAAAAAAAAGCGGCGAUUUUGGGCAGUGUGGACCCCCAAGCGGGCGGAAAAACGGGUAUAAAAUCUGGUGAACAAAGACCCUUGAAAAAGCACAAGAAAGAGGAGUUGGCGGCUAAAAUUGCUGUGGAUGUCAAAGAUGCAACGCGUCCAGGUGGAAUGGCGUUUCCUUUGAUGUCUGGACGUGAAUUGGAAGUACUUUACGAACGGCAGCGCGCGCGCGCGCUGCCCUCGUGCGACGAAGCCUUUCCCUGGCUUCAUGGUUACUCGGAGCCCGGGUGUGCACCUCCAUUGGGAGAUAUGCUCAUCACGGUACGGUCACAGCCGCCUGGCGCGAGUGACGUAGAAAACUCCGGUAUGUUGGUUUCGUCGUUGGACCCGCAUGAGUUCUUAAUGGGAUGGAACCCGCAGAAACAGGAAAUGGAAGCUGUAGUAGCCGCAGCCGCGCAGGUUACCGCGCUAAAUGCACAGGAAGCUAGUGUUUUGAAUGCUGCAUGCGCACAUUUUCGUGUCCUCCCGCAUCUGAUGUCCGACAAGCGUGCACAGGCCAUGUACGGCCAUGGAUCAUCGCAUCGCGUGCGACAGUCACGUUCACAACAACAGCCCUGGAAAGAGCCGGGAAUGUUUCGUCGGUUCGAUUUACAGGUCGCAAAGAUGGUCGAAAUGGCGAGCGAUUGCGUCAUCUACUGUUUCGAUGCACUAUUACACCCACACGCCUGCCGAUGCCGCCAGCUGGCCCUGGUGAUUUUAGUAGCGCUACGAUGCAUUCGAGCACAUGAAAAUGUCACAUCGGUGCCUGCAGUACUGGCAUCAACCGCAAUUGACUCGCGCUGGAUCGCAACCCCACUCAUGAAAGUGUCUUCGCUGUGCAAAACAUCUCCCGAGCAGCUGGCAUCCAAAUUCGACGUGGCCUCUUUCAACAACUGGGAUCGGGACCUCUUUUAUCGCGAAAGGCUCGAGAUCUCGAAAAUGUCGAGCACAACUUGCGUCGAUACGGUAGGAGCCGUCUGGUGCGGCAAUUCUACGGAUCACGAAAUAUACCGCGUCAGAGCGAAAGAUUCUUCCCAACGACAAGAGAUGCAUGCUUCUAGCUUCAAGACCCCGUCGCAUUUUUGUCCCACAAAUACCAUUGUGACGGUACCACCACUGGAUUACAAUAGAACAGAUUUUCGUGUUAAUGAUUCUUUGCUCUUCAAUAUACCCACGCCUAAUAGGACAUGGUCUCUUUUCGUGCACUGUACAGAAACGAGCGCUUUGCCGGAGUUGGUCUUACUUCAACAAAUGAUAUCCAAAAUCCACAUUGGACAUGCCAUACCGCAUACGAUAUUACCUUUCCCUAGUUCCGGAUGCAUUGGACUGGGAAAUUUGAACUUGGAGUCUAUUAAAAUCAUAUUGCACAUGUGCUACCUUCUAUACGCGGUCGGUAAGAAGACGAAUAAUGGAUCCCUGCUGUACUGCACCGAUGGAUACACAGAGACGUCCUUUUUAUUGGUCGCGUAUCUGAUUUUUGCAUGGAGUAUGCCUCUCGAAGAUACUAUUAUACGUCUGCAUAGAGAAGUGGAAAGACCCUUUUUCCUGUUCCCAGUUGAUUUACAAGUGUUAGAGCAUUUGCAAUAUCUAUUGUUAGAGAAAAGCCCACUUAAGGACGAAGCGACGACUGACAUGCUUGAAGUCAGCCAGGAACUAUUCGGCAAAAUGUUUUUCCUAAAACCCAAAGACACUUUUAAUCUAGUGCAAUUGAAGGGUCCACUACCAUCUAGGAUAUUGCCACACUUAUACCUGGGCUCGCUGGAACAUGCCCAAAAUUCCAGCCUUUUGAAAGAAUUAGGCAUAAAACACAUUGUCUCGGUAGGAGAAACGAUGCCAUGGCUUGUUGCAGCGGUAUCUCGCAGAAGAAGUUACACGGUCAGCGAGCUCGAGACUCGCAAAAAUGUUGGAACUCACCGCCCAAGGGUAGUAUCCCGAUUGUCAAUGACGAGUAUUUCCGAAACGGCUACUGCCAAAUCGCUACUGCCUGAAGAAACGGAGUUCGAAGUCAUAGAAGAAGGUGGAUUUCGCAUUUUUCAUAUCAAGAAGAUCUAUGACAACGGAGAGGAUCAGUUGUUAUCGCAAUUACAAAGCGCACUUGAAUUUAUUGACGAUUGUUACAGGAAAAACGAAAAAGUCCUGGUACACUGUAUGGUAGGAGUCUCACGAUCCGCCACCGUUUGCAUUGCAGAGUGUAUGCGCAGGUUACAUUGCGACGUACUUCGCGCAUACUUAUACGUGCGUGUUCGUCGUUUGAACAUUAUAAUACAGCCGAACCUGAUGUUCAUGUAUGAGCUUUGCAAAUGGCAAGAAUUGCAAGGACAAGAAAGACAGAUCGAUUGGCAUAUUCUGUGUCGUUCGAUUUCGGAGUUGAAUAAUAAUUAUUUGUAA
Messenger RNA from Lachancea mirantina, 2526 nucleotides. The record is from the annotation of a GenBank genome assembly. NCBI's taxonomy places the organism in Eukaryota, Fungi, Ascomycota, Saccharomycetes, Saccharomycetales, Saccharomycetaceae.